This is a messenger RNA of Oryctolagus cuniculus (rabbit), 10636 nucleotides long. RefSeq names its product kelch like family member 1 (gene KLHL1). Gene Ontology annotation, molecular function: protein binding. The record is from RefSeq and is a predicted model, not a curated record. Lineage: Eukaryota; Metazoa; Chordata; Mammalia; Lagomorpha; Leporidae.
ACAUCUGCGUCACUUACGGGGGAGGAGGAGGCGCUGAGGCAGAGAGAAAAUUGUACUGUGAGGACCUUGACAGCUUCAUGGGCGGGCUUUUCCUUCUGCCUCCUUACAUUUUCUGGAAUAUCUAUUUUUCGCUUUUACAAACUGACUAUAUAACACCACCCCUUCUCGCACUGCAGAAAGCAUCUGACUUUCUCAGACACUCGACAAGCUCUGGGGGCAUCUUCGGAGAGGCCGGGGACAGGGGCGCAGGUGCACGGAGAAAGCUGGUGGUGGUGGCAGUGCUCUUCUGCGCGACUUGGGGCUCUUUCCGUGCUCUCCAGGCACCGAACUCUGAGCUGCAAGGACAGGAGCGCCGGCACCUUCCCGACUAAGGCUCUGCCUCGAGAGCAUCCCGGCGAGGUGUAUCCAGCUGCUGCUGUCUUCCGAGCUCCCUCCCUCGCUCAUCUCCAGCCUCAGGGUCUUCCCUCCUCGCCAUAACCACGGGGCCCCCGCGCGGGGAUAGAAGAGUCUCAGUCCUCCGCGUCCCACGCUUGCCUCUGCUCCCGGCCCGGGGGUCUCCCCCAGCCCAGGACUGUAGGACCUGACCGGGGCUGAUCCGCGCACCUUCGCCGUUGGCUCGCGGGUGUUCGCCUCGCCUCCUUUGGCUCAGGGGGUGCAGAGGGCACAUCCCGCCUCCUCCGCCCCCGGGCUGUGCUCGCCUCCCCCGCCUGCUGGCCGCGAGCUGAGGUCCCUUUCCCUUCACUGCGUAAAGCAUGUCAGGCUCCGGGCGAAAAGACUUCGAUGUGAAGCACAUCCUGCGACUCCGCUGGAAACUCUUCAGCCAUCCCUCGCCGUCCCCGGGCGGCCCGGCGGGGGGCGGCUGCCUGCAACAGGACGGCAGCGGCAGCUUUGAGCACUGGGGACCCAGCCAAAGCCGCCUGCUGAAAAGCCAGGAGAGGGGCAGUGUCGGCACUUUCUGGAAAAAGCCUUCGUCUUCUUCCUCUUCUUCGUCAUCCUCCCCAUCGUCUUCCUCCUCUUCUUUCAAUACGCUGAAUGGCACCCUGCUGCCAGUUGCCACGAGGUUGCAGCAAGGGGCUCCGGGGCAGGGCACCCAGCAGCCGGCCAGGACCCUCUUCUACGUGGAGUCCCUAGAAGAGGACUCCAUGGACUUCCCUGGACCACAAGAGAAAGGGCUGGUCCUUCAAGAGCUCAAAGUGGAGCCAGCCAACUCGAACCAGGCAACAGGUGAAGCAUGUGGACACAGGCUGUCAGCAACCAGCCAUUCACUGGCACCUCAAAGUGAUUUGGACUCAAGUUGUUCUGAAGAAUUCUAUCAAGCUGUUCACCAUGCUGAGCAAACCUUCAGAAAAAUGGAAAGCUACUUGAAGCAACAGCAGCUCUGUGAUGUUAUCCUGAUUGUUGGAAACAGAAAGAUACCUGCACAUAGGCUUGUUCUGAGUUCAGUCUCCGACUAUUUUGCGGCCAUGUUUACAAGUGAUGUUUGUGAAGCCAAGCAAGAGGAAAUCAAGAUGGAAGGCAUAGACCCCAAUGCUCUCUGGGAUCUUGUCCAAUUUGCAUACACAGGUUGCUUGGAGUUAAAGGAAGACACUAUUGAAAAUCUGCUGGCUGCAGCAUGCCUUCUUCAGCUCCCUCAAGUAGUAGAAGUGUGCUGCCACUUCCUCAUGAAGCUUUUGCACCCAUCUAACUGUUUAGGAAUCAGAGCAUUUGCAGAUGCUCAGGGAUGCAUUGAGUUAAUGAAGGUGGCCCACAGCUACACAAUGGAAAAUAUAAUGGAAGUAAUCAGAAAUCAAGAGUUUUUACUCCUUCCAGCCGAGGAACUCCAUAAACUAUUGGCCAGUGAUGAUGUAAAUGUUCCUGAUGAAGAAACCAUCUUCCAUGCAUUAAUGAUGUGGGUCAAGUAUGACACUCAGAGGAGAUGCAAUGACCUGAGUAUGCUCCUCGCCUUCAUAAGAUUGCCAUUGCUUCCACCACAGAUAUUGGCUGACCUAGAAAACCAUGCGUUAUUUAAGAAUGAUCUAGAAUGCCAAAAGCUGAUUCUGGAAGCAAUGAAAUAUCAUCUAUUGCCAGAAAGAAGAACUUUAAUGCAAAGUCCAAGAACAAAACCUAGAAAAUCUACAGUUGGAACUCUGUAUGCAGUGGGAGGAAUGGAUAACAACAAAGGAGCUACAACAAUAGAAAAAUAUGAUCUCAGAACAAAUCUGUGGAUCCAGGCGGGAGUGAUGAAUGGAAGAAGGCUGCAGUUUGGCGUGGCUGUUAUUGAUGACAAACUCUUUGUAAUUGGAGGUCGAGAUGGCUUAAAGACAUUGAACACUGUUGAAUGUUACAAUCCCAAAACCAAGACUUGGACUGUCUUACCACCAAUGUCAACACAUAGACAUGGCCUAGGUGUAACAGUACUUGAAGGCCCUAUUUAUGCUGUGGGUGGCCAUGAUGGCUGGAGCUAUCUGAAUACUGUGGAGAGAUGGGAUCCACAGAGCCAACAGUGGACAUUUGUAGCCAGCAUGUCUAUUGCUCGGAGCACAGUUGGUGUAGCAGCAUUGAAUGGCAAGUUGUAUUCAGUUGGAGGUCGUGAUGGAAGUUCCUGUUUGAGUUCAAUGGAAUAUUAUGAUCCUCACACAAAUAAAUGGAACAUGUGUGCUCCUAUGUGUAAGAGGAGAGGGGGUGUUGGAGUGGCCACAUGUGAUGGCUUUCUUUAUGCAGUAGGAGGUCAUGAUGCACCUGCUUCUAAUCACUGUUCCAGGCUGUUAGACUACGUUGAAAGAUAUGAUCCCAAAACAGACACCUGGACCAUGGUAGCCCCAUUGAGUAUGCCUAGAGAUGCUGUCGGGGUCUGUCUCCUUGGAGAUAGACUGUAUGCUGUUGGUGGCUAUGAUGGGCAGACAUAUCUCAACACUAUGGAAUCCUAUGAUCCACAAACCAAUGAGUGGACACAGAUGGCUUCCUUGAAUAUUGGGAGAGCAGGUGCCUGUGUGGUGGUCAUCAAGCAGCCGUGACUUAUUUUGAUUUUAUUUGGAUGUAUUUCAUUUGCUGGAGUGGUUAUUUUUAUAUCACAUGGUAAGAAUGAGGACUUCAUGAGAUGAAGACUCUUCAGGAACAAGGAUUUAUGUAGAUUUACCUACUGACAUCUAAAGAGGUAGAGAAUCACAGAAUUAUUGGAAAAAAGAAAACAUGAAGCAAAUACAAGAGUAAUGUGUGGCCACACGUGAGUUAGUUCAAGAAUGGUUGUUGAUAAUUUGCUUUAUAUUGUAGCAUACAAUAACUAGAGGUACCAAAGGCUUCCUUUUUUUUUAGCAGUUGAAAGGGAAAAACAUUAUUUGUGACAUCAGUAAUUUCAUGACUCCAACUCAUUCAAAUGUUCUGUAAUCUAUGGCAAUAUACAACAGGUUGCCAAGAGUAGAAAACAUGAUAUUUCAUCUGACAGAAUCUGAUUAGCUUACUAUUUUCCUAAUCAGAUAUGGUCACAGGAGGAAGCUCACUGAUUUUAUUAAAACAAACCUGCUUCCUCUUUAUUUUCCUAAGCUUUGAGAACAAUUAGAGAAACGGAUUCACGCUUUUCUCUUGCAUUCAGAAAACAAGCUGUCCUGCUAAUCAAAGCUGUAUAUUUCAUCAGAGAUGAUGGUUGAAUUUUAUUGUACCCAUAUUAACAUCUGAAACUGGCAGACAAAAAGGACUAUUUUUGUUAGGCUUGCCACAUUGCUUUGUGUUUGAACACACUGAGCCAAAGAAUCAGAACUAUUAUGGGCAUUUGCCUUAUGUUGAGUUCAGUGUAAGCAUGGAAGCUAGCUAUUCUGAAUGUUAAUAAAUAUUCAUUGCAUGUUGAAGUUCUUUAAAUUUUUGUUAUUAAACAGACUUAGAAUUUCGAGGGAGAAAUAUAUGCUCCAUUAAAUUGGAGUGCUUAGGAUUAUUGCUAGAGGGAAAACAGAAUUCAGUUUCUCAUUACCCACGUUUUAAGUUGUUACGUUGAUAUGUAUAUUAGUUUAAGCUAAAUGUUUGUAAUUGUUUAAAGCAUAAAGUGGAAACAUUACAUAAUAUUCUUAGUAAAUAAUAGAUCUUUGUAAAUUUUGAAAAUAGUUAAUAAAUGUUAGAACAUUUGAUUUUAUCAGCGUAUUUUUCUUCAAUAAACUUUAAUCUAUAUCCAAGUCAAAAAUGCACAAGAGUAUUGAAGAGACAGGCAAUUUCUCUGCCCUUGCUUUUCCAAAAUAAAGAAACAUAUGUUCCCAUCAGAACAUAAGUGUGUUUUAUCCUAAGCACAAUGCCAUGUCAAAACAAAAUGCAAUUUGCAAUUUUUCUCUAUAGUUGUUCGGUUGAGACAGAAUUAGUCCCUACAAAACACAUCACAAGAGAUUCCUAGGAAUUGUGCAAGGGCUAGGAAAGGCAAGUACACUCCUCUUUUGGAGUUGAAUCAAUGUAAACCAUGAAAGUAAGUUUUUUGUUGAAUGGCAAAAAAAUGUUGGAAACUUAACAGGUGUGGAAAUAUUAAAAAGUAUUUUUUCCUCAAGGAAAUGUUAGGAAAUCUAAAGUUCCCUAAAAUGUCCUUUGUGGUCAUAUUUAUUAGAUACAAUUUCUUAAAAAAAUGUCAUUGUAGUCAGAUGUUAAGGAAGUGUCACAGAUUACUUUGAAGUUGUGAUUAAACAUUGUAUAAUACUCAGUCAACAAUCAACUAUUUCUAAUUGUACAGUUCAAUUGUGUUAAGUGUUUACAUGUUGUUAUGUAACCACUCUCCAGGAUGCUUUAAUUUUAAAAAACCCUGACUCUGUACCUAUUAUAACUCCUCAUCUUCUUCUCCCACCAGCCCUGGCAACCAACAAUGUUGUCCUGUUUCUGUGAAUUUGACUACUCUAGACACCUCAUGUAACUGGAAUACCAUAGUAUUUGUCUUUUUGUGAUCGAUCAUUAUUAAUAUUUCAAGGAUUAUCUGUGUUGUAGCAUGUGACAUAAUAUCCUUCCUUUUAAAAGGAAUUGAAUAUUUAUACUACAUUUUGUUUAUCUACUCCUCUGUCCAUGGGCAAUGAAUUGCUUGUACAUCUUAACUUUUGUGAAUAAUGCUGUUCUGAAUAAUGAAUACAAAUAUCGCUGCAAGAACCUACUUUCAGUUCUUUUGGGUUAUGUUCAGAAGUGGAAUUGCUAAAUCAUAUAACAACUUUUAAAAAUUUAUAUUUCUUUAUAUGAGGAGACAGAAAGACACAUACACACACACUCACAAAUGGGAGGGGGGGGGAGAAAGAGAGAGAGAGAAAGACAAAGAGAAAGAGAAAGAGAACUGCCAUCCACUGGUUCACUCUCAAUAUACUCACAAAGGCAGGGAUUGGGCCUGGCUCAGUCUCAGGGUUGGAAACUCAAUUCAGGUCUCCCGUUUGCGUGAUGGGGAACCAACUAUUUGAACCAUUACUGCUGUAUUCCAGGAUAUGCAUUAUCAGGAAGCUGGAGUCAGAAGGCAGAGCCUAAACUCAAACCCAGACACCCUAACAGUUGAUGCAGGCUUCCUAACCCAUGUCUUCACCAUUAGACAAAAUAGUUCCUCCCCACCUAGGAUUAUUUUUUGAGAAAUCUUCAUUAAUGUUUUGCAUAGUUCCUGCACCAUUUUACAUUACCACCAACUGGAUUCCUAUUACUCUACAGUCUCACAAACACUUAUUUUCAGCUUUUUUAUGUUUGCUGGUGUUUUAGAUAGUGGCCAUCGGAUAGGUCUAAGUAGUAGUUAUUUGUGACUUUGAUUUGCAUUUCCCUUUUUAUUAGUAAUUUUGAACAUAUUUUCAUAUACUUUCUGGCCAUUUCUAUAUCAUCUUUGGAGAAACAUUUAUGCAAGUAUUUUGUACAUUUUUAAACUGGUUUAUUGAGUUUUGCUGCUAAAUUGUAAAAAUUAUUUUUAUAUAUGAUUCACACUCAUAUUUUCUCUUGCUCUGUAGGUUACCUGUUCAUUCUAUUGGAAAACAUUUGACCAUUUAAAUGAGCAAUUACUUACCAAUGAUCAACAAAGUAAUAUAAUUUGCUUAAUUUUCAAUAAAUACUUUUAUUUAUUAUUUAUUUUUAAAGAUUUAUUUUUAUUUCAAAGGCAGAGUUACAGAGAGGCAGAGGCAGAGAGAGAGUGAAAGAGAGAGAGGUCUUCUAUCCACUGGUUAUUCCCCAGAUGGCUGCAAUGGCCUGAUCUGAGCCGAUCUGAAGUCAGGAGCGAAGAGCUUCUUCCAGGUCUUCUAUGAGGGUGCAGGGGCCAAGGACCUGGGCCAUCUUCUACUGCUUUCCCAGGCCACAGCAGAGAGCUGGAUCAGAAGUGGAGUGGCUGGGACUCCAGCCCAUACAGGAUGCUGGUACUGUAGGUGGUAGCUUUACCUACUACACCAUAGUGCCAGCCCCAUACAUUUAAGUUUUUAUUUCACAAACAAAAUUUUGGUAAUGAAAAACCUAAUUAAUCUGAUUGUUUUAUAUUUUAUAUUCUGAAAAUAAAAAUUGGUCAUCAGAACUGGCUUAUUAAAAUGUAUUAAAAUGCUAAAUAUGAUGAAUAUAUUUUAAAACAAAACAUAAAACUGUUAAAACUUUUAGGUCCUACAAUUUGAAUUUCUUUUUAAAGGAACUGUUGGAGUAUUUUAUUGGGGAUAUUAAUAUUAAUUAGAGUUUUAAAAAUGAAAAUUGUGUUAUCACCACAUACUCAUUAUUAAUACAAGUGUAGUUUAGAAUUUACAUAUUUCAAAGCCUGUGUUAAUGAGAAAAAGCUUUUCCUAGCUUCAGUGUUACUAUGAAAAAAAUUGCCCUUUUUUAACAACUUUUUAAAGAAAUUUUACUCUGUGAUUUUUAACCUAUACUUAAGUAUUGUUUUAUAAUUGGCUAAUAAAAAGACAUUUGAUCUAGUUAACUGUUAACAGUACAAACUAUUACCCCUUUAAAAAAGAAAAAAAGAAGGCAGGCCCUUGUGGCAUAGUGGAUGAAGUCACAGCCCAUGAUGCUAGCAUUCCAUUUGGGUGAUGGUUAAUGUCUUUACUGCUCCACUUCCAAUCCAUCUCCUUGCUAAUGGCUUGGGAAAAGCAGAAGAAGAUGGCUUGAGUGCUUGAGUCCCUGCAACUGACACAGGAGACACAGAUGAAGCUUUGGCUCCUGACUUCUUUGGCUGGCCCAACUUUGGCUGUUGUGGCCAUCUGGGGAGUGAACCAGCAGAUGGAAGAUCUCUCUCCUCUUGUCUCUGUAACUCUGACUUUCAAAUAAAUAAAUCUUAAUUAAAAAGGUGGGUGGCCAGGCAUUUAAUUACUGAUUAAGACACCCUCAUCCCAUUUCAUUGCGCCUGAAUUUGCCUCCUAGCUUUGCUCUUGAUUGUAGCAAUUUCCCAAAUCAUGAAGCAGGUGAUGUUUCAAGUUGCUGGGUCCCUGCUACCCACAUGGGAGACCUGGUUCAAGUUCCUGGCUCCUGACUUCAGCCUGGCCCCAGUCCUGGUUGCUGCCAUUUGGAGAGUGAACGAGUAGACAGAAGACCUCUUUUUGUUUUUCACUUAAAAAAAAGAGAGAGAGAGAGACAGAGAGAAACCAGGACAAAAUAAAAAUUCUCUUUAGUGAAAUUAAAUUAGUCACAUUUAUUUAAAAAUCCAGAUGAAACAGUGAGUUUAGAUUUUUAGAUUUUAGGUUAAUUAUAAUUUUUCAUAAACAGAUAACAAAUUUAUUUCAUACCAUACAAAGUAUGUAUUCAAACUAAAAUAUUUAUAUUCUUGAUUAGGAGAGUUCAACACAUCAAAUGCUACCAAGUAGCCAUGAUUUUUUUUAAAACUUUUAUUUAAUGAAUAUAAAUUUCCAAAGUACAGCUUAUGGAUUAAAUGGCUUCCCCCCCAUACCGUCCCUCCCACCCGCAACCCUCCCCUUUCCCACUCCCUCUCCCCUUCCAUUCACAUCAAGAUUCAUUUUUGAUUCUCUUAAUAUACAGAAGAUCAGUUUAGUAUACAUUAAGUAAAGAUUUCAACAGUUUGCUCCCACACAGAAACAUAAAGUGAAAAAUAAUAGAUGAUUUUUUUAAAUGAUGAUGAAAUCAGAUCAGACCUAUUGUCAUGUUUAAUCCCAGCAAGUAGCCAUGAUUAAGCUCACUUUACUUUUAGUCCAUUAAUUAUAAUUUAGAAGAUGUUGACUUCUUCUAGUUACUUCUGAUAUCCUUUGCUUACACUCUUGUGCACUCCCUUCAUAAUGGGUAAUUUUUCCUGACCACAUGGUUUCUUCAACACUCAGAACACACAGAUAAUAUUAGCAAACUGGAAUGGAAAGCUGAAUUUUGAAACAUUAAAUAAUGGAGGAGGCAAAAUGGUCCUUUUCUAUAAUCCAGCAAAGUUGGAUAAAGUUUUGUAGUAGCCGUAUUCAAAAGUUGAUUCAUAAAUAAAUCAUAAUUUUAAUAAAUAUUUUUUCUGAGAAGGAAUUAUCCAUAAAUUUUCUGUAUUCAAUGGAUUCUAUAUACAGAUGAUUUUUUAAAAGAUUUAUUUAUUUAUUUGAAAGUCAGAGUUACACAGAGGAAAGGCAGAGAGAGAGAGAGAGAGAGAGAGAGAGAGGUCUUCCAUCCAAUGGUUCACUCCUCAAUUGGCCACAACGGCCCGAGCUGCAUCCAUCUGAAGCCAGGAGCCAGGAGCUUCUUCCAGGUCUCCCACACGGGGGUAUGAGCCUAAGGCCUUGGGCUAUCUUCUACUGCUUUCCCAGGCCCUAGCAGAGCUGUAUUGGAAGCAGAGCAGCCAGGUCUCAAACUGGCACCAUAUGGGAUACCGGCACUUCAGGCCAGAGCGUUAACCAGCUGCACCACAGUGCUGGCCUCUGUACAAAUGAUAUUAACCCACUACUGCUUAUAUAGCAUAAAGGAAGUUAUACCCAAUUUAUCAGACAGAGACAAUAAAGAGCAGUUUGGAGAAUGAGCUCAGAGACUAUACCAAGUAUUUUUCUAAGACAAUAAACUAAAUCAAAUUUUAACUAUUAACUAUCAACUUCUUCCAUAAAAUAACAAUUUUUAAACUAGUAAGAUGUAUCAUUGUCAGAAUUUUUUUCAUGGUAUAUAUAGAGGAAUUACAACUAAGUUAUGAUACUGAUACAGUAAUAAUGACAUUUUUCUGACUCCUGUCUGUCUUUCAUGAAUUAUCUCAGUUUUAAAUUCAGGAAUGUGUCUUAUCUAUAAUGAGAAUUAAUAUGACACUGUUUUUUCACUCCUUUCUCUGACUCUCAGGCAUUGUUUGACCCAUAUUCAAAUGAAGAAUGUAUAUCCUUUGAAAUCAGAUCCUAGAUUACUGAGAGUUACUGCAUGUGCCAAACUACAUUAACAUUUUGUAAAAGAAUGGGGCAAAACAAAAUAUUUUUUUAAUAUCAAUGCACAUGAAAAAUGCUUUCCCCAUUCCUGAUUGUUCAAAAUGCUAAUAUAUACAAUGCCUUGUGGACAGUUUGAGCAGUUUUCCAAUGUUUCAUGAGGAUAACAUCAAUUUCUAUUAUACAGCAUUAUAAAUAUAGAAUGGGAAAGCUAUUCUGUGUUAACCUUAGAAUAUGGAGUAAGAGUUAUAUGUAUGAACAUGCUUCCUCCCUUAGUAAAUUUCUGAUUCUUCUGCAUGCACCUGUGUUAUUUGUAAAAAUAGAUGCAGAAAAAAUAUCUAGCUUCUUAACUAUUCUGAUGAUUCUAUUCUAAACAAAAAGGUCUUAUUUUAUUCAUACAUGUAAGAAAAAUAUUCUAAAAUGAACGCUCCAUAUUUGCCCACUUAAGAGAAGUUAUGCUUCUUCUCUCUACUUACCUUCUAGAGAUCAAAGAAUGCAGAACUGUUUUUUGAUGCAGAAAAUAUAAUUUCAUUAUCGUGAAGUAGUUAUUGAUAGAUAAGUCCUAACAUACAUGAGGACAAUUGAUAACUAUUUUUAAAAGACAAUUCAUGGUAGACUUUCUCUUUAUUUGUAUGGACUAAAUAUUACUCCUACACACACAUUUGAUUCCUUCAAUCACUGUACAUAUACUUUUAAUGAGAUUACCGUGGAGACCAAAGCAACACUUUGGCACAUGUAUUUUAAAGGGUUUUAAGGUUUACCAUAAGUUCAGCAUUACUUCAUCAAAUGACAGUUCACUGUGCAGAGUAUAUAGAAUAAUUAUACUUUAAGGAUUACUGUGAAUUUUUCAAAUAAUAUUUAUUUUCUGCCUUGGCUAUCACAAAAAUUUCCUCUGAAGUUAGGUUCUGCUAUACCAUUUUUAUGGGCAAAAUGUUGGUGUUAUUGCAAACUGUACACUGAAGUCCUAACUGCCAUUAUUACUGUGUUUACUAAUGGGGGUUCUAAGGAAGGAAUUAUGAUUAAAUGACUUCACAAUGAAUGAUCCUGGACCUGAUCAUGUUAGUAUCCAUUUCAGGAAAGACUACGGAAAGCUCAUUUCAUUUGCUCUUGCCCUUCAUGUCACAUGUUCAGAGGAAAGACCAAAUGAGGACAAGGUGGGCAUUUCCAAGCCAGAAAGAGCUUACAUGGGAAAAAAAUCAAUGCUGCAGGACCUUGAUCUGGGAUUUCUAGCCUCUGGACUCUAAGAAAUAAAGUUCUGUUGUAAAGGUCAUCCAGCCUGUGGUAUUUUAUCCUGUCAACUCUAGAAUACUUCUAUAAUCAUCAAAUGUUCAGGACAUAACAAUAUUUAUUGUAUAUGAAAUUAAAGCUUCAGUUCCUGGUUUGACCACCUU